GCUGCCAGGACAGUGAAAGACAGAAACUCAUAUAGACAACAUAAGAUACAUUGCAGACAUGGAGCCAGGAUCAACUGUCAGUGCUGUGCGGAGCCAGAGGGUUUUGUGUGGAGAGGAAAUUCGACCUGCAGUUAUCAUAAUAAAGGAAGGAAAGAUUAAUUGCAUUCUGCCUGAUUCAGAAGCUUCCGUGCACACAGCUGGAAAGGUACUGGAUGUGGGGAACAGUCUGGUAAUGCCAGGUAUAGUGGACUGUCAUGUUCAUGUUAAUGAGCCAGGCCGUUCCUCCUGGGAAGGGUACUGGACCGCCACGCGAGCAGCUGCUGCUGGAGGAGUCACCACAAUUGUAGACAUGCCUCUAAACAGCAUCCCACCAACUACAACUCUUCGAAACUUUCAUGAGAAGUUGCGUGCUGCUACAGGGCAGUGUUUUGUAGACACAGCAUUUUGGGGAGGAGUCAUCCCUGGAAACAAGCUGGAGCUGAGGCCGAUGAUCCAGGCUGGUGUGGCUGGAUUUAAGUGCUUUCUGAUUCACAGUGGAGUGGAUGAGUUUCCUCAUGUGAGUGAUGCUGAUGUGCAUGCAGCUAUGAAACAACUCGAGGGCACAGGCAGCGUUCUGCUGUUUCAUGCAGAGCAAGAAGUCCAGCAUCCAGCUGCUGAGAAAUGCGAUCCACAUGAAUAUUCCACCUUCCUGAGGUCCAGGCCUGACAUUAUGGAGCUUGAGGCCAUCCGUACUGUCACUCAGCUCUGCUUACAAUAUCAAGUGAGAUGCCACAUUGUGCACCUGUCAUCAGCCCAUCCUCUGGAGCUCAUCAGGUCAGCAAGAAAGGCUGGAGCUCCACUGACGGUAGAGACCACCCAUCACUACCUCAACCUAUGUGCAGAGAACAUUCCAGCACGUGCAACUCAGUUUAAAUGCUGCCCCCCGAUACGAGACACAGCCAACCAGGAGCUCUUAUGGUCUGCACUCAAAGCUGGUGAUAUUGACAUGGUUGUGUCAGAUCAUUCACCGUGCACACCUGACCUGAAGUGUUUAGACAGUGGUGAUUUCACACAGGCGUGGGGAGGGAUCUCUUCUCUGCAGUUUGGUUUAUCUUUGUUCUGGACAUCAGCUUCUAAAAGAGGGUUUUCAUUUUUUGACGCAGUAAGACUCUUGUGUAAAGAGCCUGCUCAACUCUGUCGCCUUGACAACCAAAAAGGGAGUCUCAUUCCAGGUCACGAUGCAGACUUAGUCAUUUGGGAUCCAGAAAAAGAGUUUACGGUGAACGAAGACAACAUACAUCACAAAAACAAGUUAACUCCGUACCUUGGCCUUGCUCUGCGAGGGAAGGUGAAGGCCACUAUAGUCCGAGGGAAGGUGGUUUACAGUCAUGGCUCUUUCAGUUCUCAGCCUCUGGGGAAGCAUCUCUUUAUCCAGCACAAGACGCCGGACCCACUGUAAACUAAGCACAUAGAACACAUUACAUUAUCUCACCUUACUCAUCACUGUUAGGUAAAACUGGUACUGUGAGGCAUCUAAUUUUAGAGUACAAUUUAUUUGAAUUGAUUAUUGAUUGUGCAGUAUUGUGGUUUAUUCAAAAAUGCAUUGGCUAACACUUUGCACAAACAUUAAAUACUACUACUACAUUUCAGAAUUAACCUAAUCUUUAAUUUCAAUGGAAUAGUACAUCCAAAAAAUAAAAUUCUGUCAUAAUUUACUUCUUGUAGCAUUUCAAACCUGUAUAACUGACUUUUUUCUGUCGAGGAUAAAAGAAGAUAUUCUGAAGAAAGUUCAGAUUAAGUUCUCAUUGACUUCGGUUCCCUUUGUAUUUUUUGUCCAUUCAGUGAAAGUCAAUGGGAACCGAAACAUUCUUUAAAAUAUCCUCUUUGAGCAUGCACAAUUUUUCAUGGAGCUUUUGGAACAUAUCAUUAAGCUGAUAUGUUUUGGUUAAAAUUGUUAUAUAAUUUGUACAUAAAUGUUAAACAUAUUUUUGAGCCAAUUAAAAUAUCUGUGUGGUCUCUUAGAACCCUAAAAUACACAGCUGACACAGAAUAGUACUUUAAGCAUUAAAAUAUGAAUGUGAUGAAUUUUUGGACAUUUUAAAUCAAUCAAUUAAUAUUUUUUAUUAAUUAAUAAUGAAUACUGUUAACAUACAAUGUUGUCAAUGACCAAGCUCUAUUUUAAUUAAAGGUUUCAUCUGGAAAUAAUAGAAGUAAAAGAAGUAAUUCAUGUUUAACCCAACUUCGAAGCAAAACAGUGAAUUUCAAAGUUUGCUUAACAUUUUUAGAAUUCA
This is a messenger RNA of Sinocyclocheilus grahami, 2270 nucleotides long. RefSeq names its product allantoinase, mitochondrial-like. The transcript is spliced from 11 exons. NCBI's taxonomy places the organism in Eukaryota, Metazoa, Chordata, Actinopteri, Cypriniformes, Cyprinidae. Gene Ontology annotation, cellular component: cytoplasm. Gene Ontology annotation, molecular function: zinc ion binding; cobalt ion binding; allantoinase activity. The record is from RefSeq and is a predicted model, not a curated record. Gene Ontology annotation, biological process: purine nucleobase catabolic process; allantoin catabolic process. The coding region runs from base 59 to 1438 and encodes 459 amino acids.